AAAUUCUGAAAAAGUCCUCUCACUUUUCACAGAACUAUUUUGCAUUAUGCUUGUGCACAUGGCCAUCUUGAUGUCGUGACACUCCUAAUGGAUCGUAAAUGUGACAUUGACCUCUGUGACAGUGACAGCAGCACACCACCGAUCAUGUCAGCACAAUACGGGCAUGAAGAAUGCAUGGCCAUUUUAUUAGAACGUGGUGCUGUUCCAAAUGCCAUGGACAACUGCGGAAAUACAGCUCUCCACUAUGCUGUUUGGAGUGAAAACAUCUCAAUGGCAGGCAAACUACUGGUGCACCAAGCCAGCAUCGAUAUAAAGAACAAGGAGUCCCAGUGAAUCUAGUUCUGGUGACACAUCUAAAGAAGAUGAGUCCAGAGUUCAUAUCAAGUUUUCAUCAGACACCACAGAAGAAGAGAAACAGAGA
Molecule: messenger RNA, 421 nt
Organism: Nannospalax galili (Upper Galilee mountains blind mole rat)
Lineage: Eukaryota; Metazoa; Chordata; Mammalia; Rodentia; Spalacidae
Product: ankyrin repeat domain-containing protein 26-like
Exons: 4
Coding region: 88-333 (81 amino acids)
Molecular function (GO): protein binding
Source: RefSeq, a predicted model, not a curated record